Molecule: messenger RNA, 1365 nt
Organism: Durusdinium trenchii
Lineage: Eukaryota; Dinophyceae; Suessiales; Symbiodiniaceae
Source: the annotation of a GenBank genome assembly
AUGGCAUCGUCCUCAUCGUCCUCCUCCCGCGCGAACGCACACGAGAAGAAGGAGGAGAUCUCGCGGCCGGUGCGCUCAGUGGCGCUGCUGAGCCGCGCCAGCCUGGAACAACUUCCGGUGCCGCUGGACCCUGAUGAGGAAGAGGGCGCGGCCUCUUCGAGCCUUUUGAGGCAACAUCACGCCGCGGUCAUGCAACGACUUGACCUGCAGGAUGACUUGUUGCACCAGGUGCUCUCGAGCUGUUCACAUACGGCUCCGAAGCUUCUUCUCAACUACUCGGAUGAUUCAUUCGCUCGUUCGGAAGGCAACAAUGGGCAGGCGGCGGCAGCGUCAAGCUUCCCCAAGGUCGUGGGCAGUUCUCAAGCCACCUUGCUGAGCAGCUACACCCACGAGGACCUGCAGCAAAAGGAUGACGCCUUGCAAGCUCACUCUGAACACAGCCGGAAGCUCUUCAAAAACCGGACGCCCAAUGCCAAGCGCAUGAGAGAUGACAGCUGCGCGCAAAAGCUGGUGAAGCUGCAAAGCUUCGAAGCCUUCUUUGCCUUGGUGGUCAUCACCAACGCCAUCUUCAUCGGCUUCGAUGUGGAGCGAAGCGUCACGGUGGGUGGAGACCGUACGUUGGAGAUGAAAGUGGCGCAGUAUGUCUACACAGGAUUGUUCACCAUGGAACUGGCCUUGAGGAUUUGCGCCCAUGGGCGUAAGUUUUUCAUCUCAGAGGACUGGAUGUGGGCUUGGUUAGAUGUUUUCAUCGUCGCCAGCUCACUGUGGGAAGUGAUGGUGGACAUCGUCACGGAUAUUCUCAAUGGACAAGGCAAUUUGGAGAGUGUCGCAGGCCUCUCCAACGUGAAGUCCUUCCGGGUAAUACGACUCACCCGGCUGCUGAAAACAGCACAGUUCAUCCGGAUCUUCAGAUUUGUGAUGGCCUUACGGAUGUUAGUCACGUCGAUCAUCUCCACCCUUAAGGCACUCCUUUGGGCCUUGGUGCUGUUGAUGCUCAUCGUCUAUGUCUUUGCCGUUCUUUUCACGCAAGCGGUCCACGAAUGGAAAGAAGAUCCAGGGGACAUAGUCUUGGCUCCCCGAGAAGAGGAGAACAUCAAGCGCUACUUCGAAUCCCUGGGUGAUACGAUGCUGGCGCUCUUCAUGAGCAUCGCGGGCGGCGUGAGCUGGGAAGAGGUGAUUUUCCCGCUGAAAGAGAUCUCUUUGGUCUGGGCCUUCGCCUUUGCCCUUUACAUCGCCUUCACCUACUUUGCAGUCCUCAAUGUGGUCACAGGUGUCUUCUGUCAAUCCGCGAUCGAGAGCCAUCAGAACGACCAUGCGAUGGUGGUGCAGGAAGUUGAGAGGCUUGUUCCAUCAGAUGAACGGUGA